Verruconis gallopava is the source of this 1908-nucleotide messenger RNA. RefSeq lists its product as uncharacterized. The transcript is spliced from 2 exons. NCBI's taxonomy places the organism in Eukaryota, Fungi, Ascomycota, Dothideomycetes, Venturiales, Sympoventuriaceae. The record is from RefSeq and is a predicted model, not a curated record. Gene Ontology annotation, molecular function: signaling receptor binding. Gene Ontology annotation, cellular component: peroxisomal importomer complex; peroxisomal membrane. The coding region runs from base 75 to 1181 and encodes 368 amino acids. Gene Ontology annotation, biological process: protein import into peroxisome matrix, docking.
CGCCAACAUUAUGCCCUGACUGCUCCGCCCACAACUGUCCAACAUUCUUUCCUCGUUCUUUGUACCGCCUAGCGAUGGCUCCAAGCGAUAAAGCGGCUGCGAUCCCAGCCUGGCAGCGCGCCACCUCGUUGCCUGGCGCAGAAGACGUGAAGGCGGCACCCGAGCCACAACCAAAGGGCGCGGACGAGAAGGAGCCUACUCACGAGACGUCGAGGUCGGAAGCGUCAAAUAGCGAGGAUGAUAUGAAUGCACUGCGCGAGCAGGCCCGUAAGUUUUUGAGCGAUCCCAGCAUCAAAGAUGCCUCACGGGAACGGAAGGUCGCCUUCUUGGAGUCGAAAGGAUUGAAGAAAGAAGAGAUUGAAUUGCUACUGAGCUCCCAGCCCGCACCGGGCCAACAGCCAGCUACAUCCUCUGCACCAGCACAGCCCGCCCGCGAUGUGCCACCCGUCGUCACAUAUCCUGAGUUUCUCGUUCAGCCGCAAGAACCACCACCGCUGGUGACGAAGAGCUUGAUUUGGAACACUGCAUAUGCCGCAGCAGGACUAUACGGAACUCUCUAUGCGCUCUCCAAGUAUAUCAUCAACCCCAUGCAAGCCCAGCUCUCGGAUGCCCGUCACGAAUUCUUCACUCACUCGACCAACCAACUGGACGCCAUGAACUCCAAGCUCUCGUCUCUCGUGUCCACGGUGCCACCGUCACGGCCAGGAACCGCGCUGAAGAUGAGCAGAGACGACGUCGACGAUGCGUCGCAGACGAGCGACCCGACAGAGCUCUUCCAUCGUGACUUCGGCACGCAGACAUCGCCGUCCCUUUCGCGCCGCAACUCACUCACCUCUGCCGCCGGUGCUGACGACGACGCCACAAAGCCCUCGCCGACAGAGCGGGCCGAAGCCAAGCUCAAGUCCAUCAGCGCGCAUCUCAGGGAGCUGACGGCCUCGUCGGAAGAGAUGACGGACAAGGACGAUGUCUCGAAGCAGCUCUCCGAGCUGAUCGCCAAGCUGAACGAGAUGGCGUAUGCGAACAGCAGCUACUACAAGUUCAACCCGGGCGUGGCGGGCUACGGCUGGGCCAGUGCGGAGAAGGCGCAGGACGACGAGAUCGAGCGCCUGGUCAAGGACAUCAAGGCACUGAAGGGCAAGUUUCUGGGUGUGAGGAACUUCCCCAGAGCUGGCAUGCGGUAGGCGGAACGAAUGAGGACCUCCCCUCGACCUUUGGCUCACGGAUCGCUUCGACUGCAAGAGCACCUCCUUUUACCCAAUUCGAACGUCAUCUACCGUGGACUUCUGGCGCCGUUUCCGCCCCGAACGUGCUCGGUCGGCUUGGCUUUGCUUGCUUUCGACUUCGCGUGGGGAGGGCCGUCCUGGAGCGAGGAGUUGUUGAUAGGACGCAGGAUCUUGCGAAUCGGAGAACCUCCUCCGUCUUGAUUGAUAUCUCGAAUCGCUCAAUCGGCCUGGAUGAAAGCGACGGUGGUCGCCGGGCCAUUCGGCAACCCCCUUUUUGUGGCACAGGUUUUGCUGUUGACUAUGUAAGAUAACGAGGUUGCGGCGAUGUAUGACGUCGAAACUAGCGGGUGCGAUCCUGAGAGGACUACGACAAACGCAUAUUGGCCGUUAUAAAACGUGACACUCGAUUUUCCUCUGUCGAUACGUACUAGAGCUCACGCACUACGUCAUGUAAGGAGGUACGAAUCACCGCUAAAUUUCUUCAUACGGCGAAACGAGAAGGAUACAGUGAAUAUGUGAUCGCUUAUCUGCAACAUUAAAACAAGAAAGUUGCACCUGUAAGAUACCAAUCGCAUGGAAUAGCUUCUAAUGAAACACUUUACUUCGCUUCUCCUUUCAUGGAAGAGGACGGAUGCAUUACAAGAAUCAUUAAUCGCUAUCCUUUGAUUUGCACACUAGUUUCGAC